This is a messenger RNA of Pogona vitticeps (central bearded dragon), 885 nucleotides long. The record is from RefSeq and is a predicted model, not a curated record. Lineage: Eukaryota; Metazoa; Chordata; Lepidosauria; Squamata; Agamidae.
UUCUCUCCCUCCGGUAUAGCUCUGAUCCUGCUUUUCUACUUGGUCUUCUACGGCUUCCUCACCGCGCUGUUCACUCUCACGAUGUGGGUGAUGCUGCAGACCGUGGACCCCUUCACCCCCAAAUACCAGGACCGCCUUUCUGUCCCAGGGAUGAUGAUUCGCCCUAAGACAGAAGCUCUGGAUAUUACCUUCAACGUUACAAACACGGAGUCUUGGGAGAAUUACGUGAAGAUGCUUAAUACCUUUUUGGAGGCUUAUAACAAUUCCAAGCAAGUGGCCACCAACGAACUCUGCCGCCCGGGCCGCUACAACGAGCAGCCGGACAACGGGGUCCCGAACUAUCCCAAGAGGGCCUGCCAGUUCAACCGCACCAUGUUGGGGGACUGCUCGGGGCUCAACGACACCACCUACGGCUAUCGGGAGGGGCGGCCUUGCAUCCUGGUCAAAAUGAACCGGGUCAUCAACUUCUAUGCAGGAGCUAACCAGACCGUGAACAUCACUUGCGUAGCAAAGAAAGAGGAAGAUGCCCAGAAACUGGGAGAAAUUGCAAUGUUCCCAGCCAAUGGGAACAUUGACCUAAUGUAUUUCCCAUAUUAUGGCAAAAAAGUACAUGUAAACUACACCCAGCCCGUUGUGGCCGUCAAGUUUCUUAACCUCACGUCCAACUUCGACCACAACAUAGAGUGCAAAGUCAACGCGGCCAACAUUGCCACGAACGACGAGCGGGACAAGUUUGCCGGACGUGUGGCGUUCAAGAUCCGGGUCAACAAAGAUUGAGUGUCUCUCUCUCUCUCUCUCUUUUGGUCCUUCUUCCAUCCAUCCCUUCCCGACACCCUCCGAGGCUAACGGCUAACCUUUCCUUGCACGGCUCCUCCGAGCUCAGAA